Leptonychotes weddellii (Weddell seal) is the source of this 2083-nucleotide messenger RNA. Lineage: Eukaryota; Metazoa; Chordata; Mammalia; Carnivora; Phocidae. The record is from RefSeq and is a predicted model, not a curated record.
ACAGAUGAGAAAAGGGGAUCAAGGAGCGGCGGACUUGCCCAGUGUUGGAGAGGCUCCCGCCAAGCCUGAGGAGGCAGAGGCUGAGCCCUUCACAGACUCCUCUCUGUUUGCACACUGGGGCCAGGAGCUCAGCCCUGAAGGCCGGCGCGUAGCCCUGAAGCAGUUCCAGUACUACGGCUACAACGCCUACCUGAGUGACCGCCUGCCCCUCGACCGGCCCCUGCCUGACCUCAGACCUAGUGGGUGCCGCAACCUCUCCUUCCCGGAGAGCCUGCCAGAGGUGAGCAUCGUGUUCAUCUUCGUCAACGAAGCGCUGUCCGUGCUGCUGCGUUCCAUCCACUCAGCCAUUGAACGCACGCCUCCACACCUGCUCAAGGAGAUCAUCCUGGUGGAUGACAACAGCAGUAACGAGGAGCUGAAGGAGAAGCUGACAGAGUAUGUGGACAAGGUGAAUGGCCAGAAGCCGGGCUUCAUCAAAGUCGUGCGCCACAGCAAGCAGGAAGGCCUCAUCCGCUCCCGAGUCAGCGGCUGGAGGGUGGCCACCGCCCCCGUAGUGGCCCUCUUCGAUGCCCAUGUGGAGUUCAAUGUGGGCUGGGCUGAACCUGUGCUCACCCGCAUAAAGGAGAACCGGAAACGGAUCAUCUCACCAUCCUUUGACAACAUCAAAUAUGACAACUUUGAGAUAGAAGAGUACCCACUGGCCGCCCAGGGCUUUGACUGGGAGCUGUGGUGCCGCUACCUAAACCCCCCCAAGGCCUGGUGGAAGCUGGAGAACUCCACCGCCCCAAUCAGGAGCCCUGCCCUCAUUGGCUGCUUUAUUGUGGACCGGCAGUACUUCCAGGAGAUCGGCCUACUGGACGAAGGCAUGGAGGUCUACGGAGGCGAGAAUGUCGAGCUGGGGAUCAGGGUGUGGCAGUGUGGCGGCAGCGUGGAGGUCCUGCCUUGCUCUCGGAUUGCCCACAUUGAGCGAGCCCACAAGCCCUACACCGAGGACCUCACGGCCCAUGUCCGCAGGAAUGCCCUCAGGGUGGCUGAAGUCUGGAUGGACGAAUUUAAAAGCCAUGUCUACAUGGCAUGGAACAUACCCCAAGAGGACUCGGGGAUUGACAUCGGGGACAUCACUGCAAGGAAGGCUCUGAGGAAACAGCUGAAGUGCAAGACCUUCCGGUGGUACCUGGUCAGCGUGUACCCAGAGAUGAGGAUGUACUCGGACAUCGUUGCCUAUGGGGUGGUAAGGAGCAGCCCCCUGGGGCUUCAUGCAGACACAGAAAGCAAGGCCAGACAGAGACCUAGAGUCAGGGGGAAGGACAGAAGGAGCCUUCAGCCUCCCAUCCCGCAGAACGUGUACUACACGAGCAGUCAGCAGAUCCACGUGGGCGUCCUGAGCCCCACGAUCGACGACGACGACAACCGGUGCCUGGUGGACGUCAACAGUCGGCCACGGCUCAUCGAGUGCAGUUAUGCCAAAGCCAAGAGAAUGAAGCUCCACUGGCAGUUCUCUCAGUUGGGGCCUGUUGGUAGCAGCACCUGGAAGAAGGUCAGGGUCAGGGCUGAGGUUUGAGAAUACGGGGCACAGCUUCCUCGCGCCUCCCUCUCUCUUGCUGAAGUCCCUGUUCUCACCCCAGACUCUGCCUCUGUCACGCCCCCUGUCAGCUGUGUAGCCCUGAGGGACACGGGGCGGGGCUACAUUUCCCCUCUGGCCUCCUUUACGUGGAGAGGCCGAGAGAGGGCCAGAGGUGGGUCAGGGAGGAAGGCCAGAUGCAUGCUCCGUGCUCUCCAAAGCAGCUCAGGCUAGAUGCAACAUUGGCCUGCAGCCUGGAGGCAACAGAGAGGAAGGGACACAUGGGCCGCAUGGAGGUGAGUGGGGCUGACUUUGCUGGGGUGAAACGGAGAUCGUCCCCUCCAGAGGCUCUGUGCAGGGGCUCCCAUCAGGCUGCUCUCUGCUGCCUUCAGCCAGGCCUGCGGGGCCCAUGAGCUCAGCUUCCCCACUGAGAACUGGGAAGGAAGCCGCACAGGAAGGUGGUGGGUGCGGAGCCAGAGCAGGGCAGCUGGCUUUUCAGAAGAGACAGUACUUCAGGGGCGC